Molecule: messenger RNA, 738 nt
Organism: Brugia malayi
Lineage: Eukaryota; Metazoa; Nematoda; Chromadorea; Rhabditida; Onchocercidae
Gene: Bma-dnj-4.1
Product: DnaJ domain containing protein
Exons: 5
Coding region: 1-738 (245 amino acids)
Source: RefSeq, a predicted model, not a curated record
AUGUUUUUUGGUUAUCGAUUAAUCCUAGUGAAACGAAUCUUUUAUUCAUCUAAUCGAUUCAUACGACAAGCAAUUGAUUAUCAAAAAAAUUAUUAUGAUAUUUUGGGAAUUAGCCAUAAUGCAACACAACAAGAAAUCAAGAAUGCCUUCUAUAUGUUAUCCAAAAAAUAUCAUCCAGAUAUCACUGGGAGUACUGCUGAGAGUACCCUUACAAAACGAUUUAUUGCAAUUAAAGAAGCAUAUGAUGUGUUGAAAGAUGUGAGUAGCCGGAAUGAAUAUGAUGCGUAUCGAGCACAAACAAGUUCCAAUUACGGUAAACAAACAUAUAAUAGACAAAAUACUGGAUAUACUGCUACCUGGAGAAGUAAUCGUUAUGCAGGUAGCAAUCAGUAUCGUAAUAAUUGGCGAUUUGAUGAUGCUCACUUGAAAAAGGUUUUUGAGGAGUUACAACGUCGUGCGGAAGAAUAUGAAAAAGCUCAAAAAGAGCGCGAUGACCGGUUCUGGGAAAGAUUUUAUCAGGCUGAACGAGAACAAUAUAAGCGGCGUCAAGAAAUGCCACCGAGACCUAGUGUUAAACUUGCAAUUGACAGUUGGCUCAAUGGAUCAUUACUUCCAUAUUUACCUUAUUUAAGUGCUAUUCUAAUUGUUUAUAUGAUUGGAUUCUUCGUUCUUUCACUACAUAGUAUUAUUUCGGGCAGGGAAGCAACCGAUAUUGUGAAUGAGGACGACCAUCCAUAA